Trypanosoma conorhini is the source of this 1038-nucleotide messenger RNA. RefSeq names its product fructose-1,6-bisphosphatase, cytosolic. Gene Ontology annotation, cellular component: cytosol; cytoplasm. Lineage: Eukaryota; Euglenozoa; Kinetoplastea; Trypanosomatida; Trypanosomatidae. The record is from RefSeq and is a predicted model, not a curated record. Gene Ontology annotation, biological process: sucrose biosynthetic process; fructose metabolic process; fructose 6-phosphate metabolic process. The coding region runs from base 1 to 1038 and encodes 345 amino acids. Gene Ontology annotation, molecular function: fructose 1,6-bisphosphate 1-phosphatase activity. The transcript has a single exon.
AUGGAGUCGCGAGUCAGUAUUCCAGCGACGCUGGUGCAGUUUCUGAUGCGCAGCCAGCCGCCCAGUAGUCGAGGCGAGUUCACGCUCCUUAUGACGGCUAUUCAGACCGCGGUAAAGGUCGUUGAGAAGCAUAUUCGUUCGGCUGGAAUGCAGGGUCUCUUUGGAUACCUUAGCGACAACACUGCCAACGCGACUGGAGAUACGCAAGCGAGGCUUGACGUGAUAUCAAACAAUGCAUUCAAGGCUUAUUUGUUGUCAUCAACGGGGGUUGCUUUUCUUGGUAGUGAGGAAGAAGAGUCCCUUGUGUUGGUGGAAGGGGAUCGUCAAGGAAAUUAUAUUGUUUUUUUUGAUCCACUCGACGGAAGCAGCAACAUCGACGCAAACAUAUCCGUUGGCUCCAUCUGGGGCAUCUGGCGUGUGCCUGCGGAGAUGAAAAUCGCAAACAUGGAGGAGGCCACUGCAGUACUAAAGCAGUUGUCGGGAAAAUGCCUUGUGUCGGCUGGUUACGCCAUGUAUGGAACAGCCACAAAUCUGGUGCUAACUACCGGGUACGGGGUGGAUGGAUUUACGCUGGACCCGACUAUUGGUGAGUUCAUUCACACGCAUCCGCACAUCACACUUCCAGCAUCCCGGCCUAUUUACAGUGUAAAUGAAGGAAACUUUCGAAGCUGGGAGCCAUGGUUCCAGAAUUAUUUACAUCACAUUAAAUCGGAAUCAAAGGAUGGGUACACUGCACGCUACAUCGGUUCAAUGGUUGCUGACGUUCAUCGCACACUGCUUUAUGGUGGUAUUUUCUGCUAUCCUAGUGAUCGCAAACGACCAGAAGGAAAGAUACGCCUCUUCUAUGAGGCUGCCCCGAUGGCGAUGCUUGUGGAGCAGGCUGGCGGUAUAGCCUCCACAGGCAAGGGCCGUGUGCUUGAUGUGGAACCGAAGGCGCUCCACCAGCGCGUGGCUGUGUACAUGGGUAGUAGGCAUGAAGUGAAUUUGUGCCUCUCAUUUCGGCAGAGGGAAGAAAAGAAGCCUGGGAGUAAGCUGUAA